Molecule: messenger RNA, 5603 nt
Organism: Amoebophrya sp. A120
Lineage: Eukaryota; Dinophyceae; Syndiniales; Amoebophryaceae
Source: the annotation of a GenBank genome assembly
AGUAGGAAUAGGCUGGUAUUAUUAAAUAUUUUGGUACGUGUACGUCGACUACGAAUUGAAGGUAGAAGUAAAAUCAAUUUAAGCUCGGAACAAUUUGGUGAAUUUGCAGAAUUUCCGCCGGGCCUUGUUGCGGCGUAGAAAGAAAAAAAAACAAACGAAAUGGUCGUCACUACCGAUUUAUGCGUUGCAAAUAUGUCUGUGUUGGGAAAAGUGUAGAAGUAAGAAGUUUGUAAUGCAGGUUUUGCAUGAGCAGGGUCCAGAAGAAUGUGUGGCCUAACAUCACAAGUUUUAUUGGGAGCGCUUUGUGAUGCCUAUUCUACAUGAGAAAUCCUGUCCCAAAGCGGUCAACAACAGACAGCUGCUUUUGCUUCUGAAGACGCAUGACAGAUUUUCGUGUGACUGACGGAGAGCAUCACAGGUUCAAUCUUGGUACCUUUCCAGACCCAGACAUUUUUCAACUGGAUACGUUUCCAUGUUCGCCGGAGAUGGGUCCAUGCCCGGCCGUAUCCUGUGCAAAAGUAUCGCACUCGUACUAAUCGCAGGCAUGCAUGACAAAUUUCCCUUCCAAGGUGAAGCAGCAUGACAAAUUCAAUUCUUCAUGCUGAGAAAAUUUGUGAUGCAAUUACUAUAUAUUAUAUUCAUGCGAAAAAAGAGGUAGACAGAGGGUAAACAAGAGGUGGCCGAGAGGUCAAAAAGAGGUCAAAAGAGGUAAAAAAGAGGUCGACAGAGGUGGAGAGGUGGCGCGGGACCCCUUUCGAGAGGGUCGGCGAGAGGGUGCGCGAGUAUAGCCCGCCGAAGGACCCACCUUAAGGCGGCGCCUAAGUGCCUCAGAGGGUGCAGAGAGGUCACAAAGAGGGGGCGCGAGAGGUCGACAGAGGUCGAGAGAGGUGGCGCGAAUAAGGGCCAACCUCUCGCGCACCCUCUCGGCCACCUCUGGGCCACCUCUGUCGACCUCUACCCUCGAGUAUAGCCGGACUAUUAGCGGGGACCCCCAAAAGAGGUAAAAAAGAGGGUCUGCGAGAGGUCUGCGAGAGGGUAAAGACACAAAGUAGCGGGCGCGAAUCCGCAUGGGAGUCCCCAUAUUUAGCGUCGCAGGCUCUUCGCGGACUUGUUUUGUCCGGCGCCUGUCCCCACCACCCUCUCGCGCACCCUCUCGCGCCACCCUCUCGCAUCACCCUCUCGCGCACCCUCUCGCGCCACCCUCUCGCGCGACCCUCUCGCGCCACCCUCCCGCGCCACCCUCUCGCGGCGGGCGGCUUCUGUUCGCCCCCGGUGUUCUUUGCAGUUGCUCCCUGCGCAGAGCGCCCACAGGCGCGGGAGGCGCGCAAGUAGUCCUGCGGGUUGGCGCGGCGCAAACUCCAGUAUGCUUCGUUGCGCACAGGCCCGUGGCGUUGUGGUCCGAUCGGCAAACUGUCUUGCCCCGGUCCAACAGCCUUGCGCUCCGGCGGCAGCCGGAGCAUGGCUGGUUUAUACUAGUCCGAUGCUUUUGAAAUUCAUAGGCCGCCGCGAAGCCCUGAACCGCAAGCGCGCAGCCAAGGAUGCCUACACCGACAAAAUCGGUGGGGGCGGGUUCCGUGCAGAUUUGAGUGCAUCAAACGUCAACUCCGGGGUCUUUCAAGGCGGGUACAACUACUUAGUGAUCUUGCCAUGCAGAUACAAACACCAUGGAAAAUAAAUGGAACGACAUUGUAGUGAUGCGUAGUAAAAAUUGUAGUUAUACUGGCUGUACAAGUGCUCAAGAACUUCUGAAAGCCAUCAAAAUUAUCACACAACAGGGCCGUCGCCGAGCCGCAGUCCGUUGUGUCCACUGCGCGUUCGGUAUCGUUGUGAAAGAAUGUUGUGACAGAGGGGGCGCGUGAGCCUAGCUUAUGUUUCUUGUCAUGCGUCCUAGAGCAGGCGUGUAGUGAGCAUAAUGCAUGUUGGUCAUGCGUAGUUCUACUUGUCAUGGAGACAAAUCGAACACCUUGCAUGAAUCGAACACGAACGAUGAGUAGGUUGUGCUUUAUUAACUACUACUUGCUAAUAUAGAGAUCAUGUAGAUGUAGAUGAUGUUGUUGAGGUUGAUCAGAAGCAGAUUGUAUGGUCGUCGUGCGUUCGUAUUUAUCAUUUGAGCCAUUCUUUUUCACGCAUCAAGAUCAAACCCGUUAAGCUGCAUGACAAACAGAGCAAAACAAGUUGUUCUCCUCGAUCAAGCACUCUUUCACCCCCUGUUAUACCCGCAGUUCAUGCCGCCCACACCCACCUAUGAAUUGCAAAAGUAUCGUACUCGUAUAAAUGCAUUACAAAUUUCCUUAGCAUGAGAAAUAAAAUUUGUAAUGCGGAUUUACCUGAGGAAAAAGAUUUGUAAUGCAUGACUGCAAUUACUACGAGUGCGAUACUUUUGCACAGAAUACCACCUCCGCGAGUGCCAGUGUGUCGGAGAACACCACAAGUAUAUGACAGUGCACAACUCCCCCUGCUCCCCUUCAUUUGUAUAGCAUGAACGGCGAUAGUACAAGCAUCAGCGCGAAUGUUGGUUUAUUUGCAUGACAAAUUUACACUGGAUUGUAGUGCUUCUGAGGUUUCUCGGUUCCCCCGAGAGAUUUCCUCGUUUUUUUGUCGACAGUUUUAGGUAGUCAGGCGAGCCUUCUUGCGCAUACGUACGUAGAUCUCCUGGUGCUUCGGCACUUCGAGGUUUAGGGUCGGAACUACGUUCUCAGCACUGCUGAAGCUUAAGAAGAAAGGGGCGUGCAUGCCCUGGCCCUCAGUUUGCUCUGCCUUUUAUCUUUUUGACGAUCGUUUACCAAAUCCUCCUUUUUUGCUGUACCUCUUGUUCCCCGGGCCCAACUGGCACCAAGCAGUUUUUUUCCUAGGUUUAGCUUUAGGUUUAGGUUUAGGUAGGCCGCCACCACCGCCGGCACGGGAUAACCGCCAACGCGCCCGUCUCACCUUCGAUCUUCGCCUUCUCGUGCUGCACAAGUUCGAUCCGGAAGGGUUUUGUUUUAGGUUUCAGGGUUUAGGCCACAUUUACGCUGGAUUGUAGUGCUAUUUGGGUUACCAGAACUUGUCAUGCAAACAGUGCCAUAAGGCGGCGACUGGAGUUUUCGGGGUUGUGCAUGACAAAUGACAAUGAGGGGGAGGGGAGUUGUGCACUGUCAUAAAGUCUCGCUUUUCAGCAAAAAAUCUCCGUCAAGCGCACACUGUUUACCUUGGAUCUGACCUGCGAUUUUCCCAUCGUCGACAUGGAACAGAACAUGAAGCGCCGAUCGCUGAUCUUUUACUGUGUGGUGGACCAAACCGGCACGAAAGAAUCUGUUAUCAAAUGCAAAUAUGUCUGGGUCUGGAAGAGUGAAACUUGUGAUGCUGGCCUUGGAUCCUACAUAAAAUCUGUAUUGCGUGAACAGCAAGAGGGGUCCAGUUCUGGCUACGCGGAAAGGGUAUUUCUCAUGCGGUAUGGGCAUCAGGAGGUCCUCAUAAAAUCUGUGAUGCUAACGCAUGUAAAAUAGACACCAUGGGUCAUGCAAAAUGCGCAUGACAAGUUUUGCACUCUUCCAGACCCAGACAUAUUUGCAGUUCAUAUCUGUGGCGAUCCAGGUGCCCCUGUCUUUUGACUUGACCAAGGCAAAAUUCACCAACGACGACUUUGCCAAUGGGCGGUGCUCGAUGGCAAUCCCAGCAGCGAAUUCCAACGCCCUGUCGUGGGACUGAGGUGAGAAUUUGUUUUUACAAUUUAUUCUGUCAUGCAUUGUCAAUGAUUGAACUCAACUUGAAGUGAUCGGUCGGACAUUUUUGCUGCACUGCUGGUUCUUGCGACUCUGUUAUUCAAGAGGUUCAACACCACUUUCGCGCAAUCGAAAACGAUGGUCAUGAGGAUGACGUGACGCAAUUUUGAAUCGACAUGCAAAUAAAAAUCUUCACCAGCUGCAGCUGUAUCACAAGGAGCUUUGACGAAAAAUAACUUUGUUCGUCGGGUCUCGGGCGGGCCGCACCCGAAGACGAAGAGGAGAAAAAAAGUUUGGAUUUUGGUACCUUGUAUUUCGACGUUUUCAUCGAUUUAUUGUACUAGUAGAAUUUGUAGAUCUUUACAUUUUAAUCGCUACAGAUUUUACGACCAAUCAGGAAUGGAUGUUGAAAUUACAGACUAUGGAUACAAAAAUACGCCCGCAUCGAUAGUACUUACAAAAAUUCGUCUAUAUGUCGACAUCAAUAGAUGUAAGUUGAAUAGUAUUCUGAAAAGAUUCUACAAGCUAGUUGUGAAUGAAUAAUGUUCGUACAGAAACUAACAGGAUCAGGAAUAACGACAUCAAAGCGACUUUUUGUAGUAAGCACAGCCAGCAGGAGAAGCAGGUAGAUUUUCCAGAACGGGCUGCAUUACUACUGGGGGGUUUCUCAUUUCCGACUCCUUAUUUUUGACUGCUGGAGCUGCAGUAAUGAUAUGGUCUUUAUUUUGGUGUCAAGAAAAUGAGGACUAUAUUCUAUCUCGACGUCACUCCUCGCAAAAGUCGAAGGCUACAGGGCAACUUCUUGCUCCUGUGAGUACUUUUGCUUAGUAGAGCCCCACCUGCUUGACAACUUUUUUUCAUCUUCACGCGUAUGAAUUCUGUCAAGACAAAUGCACGAGAUCACAAUUUUUUGUUAACAAAGCUUAUCACUGAAUUUGAUGGUUUCUAAAAAGAUUUCCUACCGCUCAAUAAUGUGACUGAGUAUAUUGAUUUGGUUAUGGUUUAGACAAGGAAAAUUCCAGAAGUACAUCAAAAAUCGAGCACCCCCCUCCCACGGGGUGGCGGCGGGGCGAGAUGAUUUGUCUGCGUUGCGGCUAGUAGCGGCCCGCCCCAUUUCUGCAAGCCUAUCGGCCCGGACCAGCCGCGACUCCUUCUCGAGUAGAAAGGGCAAGCGCGCAUCUGCCGCGCAAGUGUUUCGCCUUUGGCGCAACUGGCUCGGGGGCUCGUUUACAAACAAGGCCGGCCAAAACUCUACAAAGGCGACAGGCGGAACCCAGGGGCCCCCCUCCAGGGGGGUGCCUGAGGGGGGUACUUUUUUUGAUUCCGAAAUCGGCCAUUUUAGGUCGGGGGAAGGAACGCCAAGGGGGGUGCUUUUUGGGGGUGCUUUUUCUUGGGCAAAAGGGGGGCCCUUGGAUUGGCCCCGCGGCGCGACUUUCCAGGAGACGGCCAUUGCUCAUUGGAUCCGGAAAGACCUGGCCGCAGAAUUCUUGAAGUAUUGUCGUGGUGUUGCUCUGGGUGGUGACGGAAGACGAACGCCGAAGCCGGAGGCGUUUCCGGUUGUGUGGGACCCACUGAAGAAAGCCGCCACCUAGAUGAAGCCUACCCGAGCCAACCGCCUGUCCCGUCACCCCACCCACGGGAGGGGGGUGCUCGAUUUUUGAUGUACUUCUGGAAUUUUCCUUGUCUAAAUGGUUUCUAGUAUUUAGCUUUCGUUAUUUCGGAGUUCUAUUCGCAGCAGCAUGGAGCAGCUCCUGCAAUGAGACGAUGAAAGAGUCCGCAGCUGGAUGAUGGCAAGCGGUUGCGCGAUUCUGUUUCAACUGAAAAUCGGUGAAAUUGAUUGUAGAAGCUGCGGCCUAUGGAAAAAAACAUCAGGAAAUUCUUGCGAUAUAUAAAACAAGGCGA